Molecule: messenger RNA, 868 nt
Organism: Branchiostoma belcheri (Belcher's lancelet)
Lineage: Eukaryota; Metazoa; Chordata; Leptocardii; Amphioxiformes; Branchiostomatidae
Product: zinc finger protein 525-like
Exons: 2
Coding region: 134-757 (207 amino acids)
Biological process (GO): regulation of transcription by RNA polymerase II
Cellular component (GO): nucleus
Molecular function (GO): DNA-binding transcription factor activity, RNA polymerase II-specific; RNA polymerase II transcription regulatory region sequence-specific DNA binding
Source: RefSeq, a predicted model, not a curated record
CUUUUAAAAAUCUUGUCUGCCAUUUUGAGCCGUCUCGAGAGGGGUGUCUUUUCUCUCGAAUCUGUGGCGAUUUCCAACUUAUGUCGACUCUAAAACCUACUCUUGAUAGUUUUGAAAGACAGAAAAAAAUAUUAUGGACCCGAGAAGCACUGAGAUUCCUGUGGACGAGCUGCCAACUGUGCACCCUGGGAACGAGACAAGCAGCAGCGAGCACCGGGUAACAGACACUGGAGGACAGCAGGACAAGGAAGAGGACAUUCUAUCGGAGGAAACGUACGGGGUAAACUCUGUCCAUCCUCCCGUUCAGAGUCAAACAGAGCAGACAGACGGGCCUGCGGUGAAAGAUACUGUAGACAAACGCUACAAAUGUGACCAGUGUGACUAUUCUACUGCAUAUAAGUGCAAUUUAGACUCACACGUGGCUAAACACACCGGAGAAAAACCCUACAUGUGUGGGGAGUGCGGAUACAGGACAGCUUACAGGUCUAACCUAACCGUGCAUAUGAGAAAACAUACAGGGCAAAGGCCCUUCAAAUGUGACCAGUGCGACUAUUCUGCUUCACUCAAGGCUACUUUAAUCAAACACAUUGCCACACACACCUCAGAAAAACGCUUCAAAUGUGGCCAAUGUGACUAUUCUGCUGUACAGAAAGAUAUUUUAGACCGACACGUGGCUAAACACACUGGAGACAAACCCUACAUGGGUGGGGAGUGCGAUUACGGGACAGUUAGAAGUCUGCCUUAUUCAGGCAUAUGAAAAAGCAUACUGGGGAAAGACCCUACAAAUGUGACCAGUGUUCCUUUUCUGCUGUACAGAAAUGCAGCUUAGAUCGGCACAUGGCUACACACACUGGAGACAAACCCUACA